GAACUCCGAAUAUCUGUGGUACAUUUCAUACUUUCAUUUACAUAUUGGUUUGUGCCUAUCGUAAAUACAAGGGCUGAAGCAUUGGAAUCUCCAUAUAUAAGAUAAUAAUGGCUAGAUCAUUAUCUGGUUUACUCCUGAAGGGUCUCGCGGGCCUUCCAGCUGCCCAUUCCUUGAGGACAACGGUGGCAGGAUCUUUCUACCAUCAUGUCAUGACCUAUUCUACUAAUGUGACUGAUGAUCCUGAUACCCAUGAGGAUUUCAGACCCACCAGCAAGCUUGUUGGAUCUGACCUUUCUAAAGAGGCCAUUGUUGAGCAGGAUGUCAAGGAAAAUCCUGUGAUGAUUUAUAUGAAAGGCGUUCCUGAUAUGCCUCAAUGUGGAUUUAGUUCACUAGCGGUUAGAGUACUGAAAGCAUACAAUGUUCCUUUCAGUUCUAGAAACAUUAUGGAAGACCCUGAACUGAAGACUGCUGUAAAAGCCUUCAGCAACUGGCCCACAUUCCCACAGAUAUUCAUUAAAGGAGAAUUUGUUGGAGGAUCUGAUAUUAUUCUCAAUAUGCAUCAGACUGGGGAACUGGAGGAAAAGAUCAAGGAUAUUGCUGCCAACCAGGAAAUCAAGGAAUAGAUGAUGCUCUUGCGUCUAAGAUAAAGAGUGGUGGAUACCCAUACUGGAUGAGUUU
Messenger RNA from Telopea speciosissima, 678 nucleotides. RefSeq names its product monothiol glutaredoxin-S15, mitochondrial-like. The record is from RefSeq and is a predicted model, not a curated record. Bases 108 to 623 code for a protein of 171 amino acids. The transcript has 8 exons. NCBI's taxonomy places the organism in Eukaryota, Viridiplantae, Streptophyta, Magnoliopsida, Proteales, Proteaceae.